AUGAGCGAACUUGACCAACUUCGACAGGAGGCUGAACAGCUGAAGUCGCAGAUUCGAGAAGCCCGGAAAUCAGCAAAUGACACAACACUGGCUACCGUGGCUUCAAAUCUGGAGCCGAUUGGACGCAUACAGAUGAGGACGAGACGUACACUUAGGGGACAUUUAGCCAAGAUUUAUGCCAUGCAUUGGGCUUCAGAUAGUCGCAAUUUGGUUUCUGCUUCACAAGAUGGAAAGCUUAUUGUGUGGGACUCGUACACCACCAACAAAGUCCAUGCCAUUCCCCUCCGAUCAUCCUGGGUGAUGACUUGUGCAUAUGCGCCGUCAGGAUCGUUUGUCGCUUGCGGAGGUCUCGAUAAUAUUUGCUCAAUUUACUCCCUGAAGACGCGUGAAGGAAACGUGCGGGUAUCUCGCGAACUUCCAGGACAUACUGGAUACCUAUCCUGCUGUCGGUUCCUCGAUGAUAACCAGAUUGUUACUUCUUCCGGAGAUAUGACAUGCGCUCUUUGGGACAUUGAGACCGGACAGCAAUGCACCGCCUUCACUGGACACACCGGAGACGUGAUGUCCCUUUCCCUCUCUCCAGACUUCCGCACUUUCAUCUCAGGAGCUUGCGAUGCAUCAGCCAAGCUGUGGGAUAUCAGAGACGGAAUGUGCAAGCAGACCUUCCCAGGACACGAAUCCGACAUCAACGCCGUUGCUUUCUUCCCAUCUGGAAACGCGUUCGCCACCGGAUCUGAUGACGCCACAUGCCGGUUGUUUGAUAUCCGCGCUGAUCAGGAACUUGCCAUGUACUCUCACGAUAACAUCAUUUGCGGAAUUACCAGUGUUGCAUUCUCAAAAUCGGGUCGCUUGUUGUUCGCCGGAUAUGACGACUUCAACUGCAAUGUAUGGGAUUCGAUGCGACAGGAGAGAGCUGGAGUGCUCGCUGGACAUGAUAACCGAGUUUCGUGUCUAGGAGUGACUGAGGAUGGCAUGGCUGUGUGCACGGGAUCGUGGGAUUCGUUCCUCAAGAUCUGGAACUAG
This is a messenger RNA of Caenorhabditis briggsae, 1023 nucleotides long. RefSeq names its product Protein CBR-GPB-1 (gene Cbr-gpb-1). NCBI's taxonomy places the organism in Eukaryota, Metazoa, Nematoda, Chromadorea, Rhabditida, Rhabditidae. The record is from RefSeq and is a predicted model, not a curated record. Gene Ontology annotation, molecular function: signaling receptor complex adaptor activity; protein binding. Gene Ontology annotation, cellular component: cytoplasm; heterotrimeric G-protein complex. The coding region runs from base 1 to 1023 and encodes 340 amino acids. The transcript has 9 exons. Gene Ontology annotation, biological process: G protein-coupled receptor signaling pathway.